GCUGAAGAAGAGGCCAGGAAAAAGGCUGAAGAAGAGGCCAGGAAAAAGGCUGAAGAAGAGGCUAGGCGUAAUACCGAAGAGACCAGGAGGCGUUCGAAUGGUUAUAGGGUAAGAGUGUCUUCGGAUUCUUUAUCAUAUAAUACGCUUCCCAGGGACGGACUAGUUAGUUUUUCUACCCAAGGGACUCGUAAUGCUGCAGAAGAAAAUAGAAAUGGACGAAUGGGUUCUCCUAAUUCUGUAGACAGUGAACACCGUGUACAUCUUAAUUUGGUCCCUGACGUUAUUGGUGUGGCAGCGAGACAAGAGAGAAGUGUUGAUGCAGAGCAACACACCCCAGGAGAAGUGGCCCAUCGCUUGGCUGCUGCUGCGGAGAAUCGACCAUUGCACUAUCAAGUGCUAUUGCAACUUGCAAAUUUUUUGCUUUGUCAUCGCCCAAAUAGACCUCAACUAUUUUUAUGGUCACACCUACAAGGCAAACUGGGUCCCUCCCCGACUCCUUCAAAUCUUGAGAGGAGUGUCGUCAGUAACCAUCUUUCUGGUGUCUUCCCUACCUUCGCACCAGUUGGUGAUACCACAGAGGAGCGUCUUUCUUCAGGGGUUCAGAUUGGUCCUGCGAAGGGAGUCCUACGCCACUGGGCAAAGCUUCUUCUUGAGAGCAAACCUGAUAAUCCGUUACUUUUCAUGUGGGCAAAGCUCGAGGCUAAAUUAAGCAAGGAGUUAACUGGGACACUCCCAGCGAGCCCGAUACUCUCCUUUUCAUCAGAUGAUCCCACCAAGGUUGCACUAUUGCGAGAUGUAGCGCGCAGCAGCCCAAUUUAUAGCCUUUUGCGUAAUUUUGUGGAUCUCUUGUUUGAUAAGAAACCGGAAGUGCCUGAGUUAUGGAUGCUGGAUCACCUCAUCAGUAAAACAAAAACAGGUGGGACAGCGUCAGGACGUUCUUCUGUUGUCUUGUUUCGACCUUUAAGUGAAUUGACAGCUGAUGGAAGUCGUGUAUCAGAUUAUGUAGAGAGUGAUGCAGACGGUGAAGUGGCACGACUCACAUCGACAGUUCAAAUGCAGUUGAGAGAUCGUUCUGUUUGUUCUUUAAGAGGAGAGAAUAAAAUGAAUCCCCAGACAAAAGAUGCAACCACACAAACAGACCUUAUCCCUCAAACGAGGGAAGUAUUAAAAUUAUCUACUGUAGCAAAUGUUUCACCUAAAAAGAGUGCAUCACCACUCCGUUAUUCACAGUUGCUGCAAGAACGCUCACCACGUGAGUUAUUACAGUUACCGCAUGAUAGUUCUUCAGUCUUACUUCAUCGUUCUCGUUAUCAACGUAAUAUCAUGAUGUCGGAUUCGAAGUCUUCUUUUUUGUCUCCUCUUCACUCUGAGAAGUACAAGAAUUUCUCCAAUUUAUUACAUGACACUGGCAGCAAUUUGCCCCCAAGCCAGAGACGUCACUCCUACAGCUACGAUCGCUCCCCUGUGUUUAGAGAGGAAAGUAACUCAGGAAACAGAGCGUAUAGCCAAGAAGGAUCUAGUGGAAUAGGUGUAUUAUAUGGUGAACUAGGGCCAAUGCCACCACGUGAAGACCCUCUAUCACCUCCACCAGUAACUGCAGGAAAUCCUGCCCCUGUUAGUGGGAUACAAGACCUGCAAUACGCAGUAAGACAGAGAGAGACGGAACGGGCAGAAACACUCUAUGAGUACAACUGGCUUUUACAACGUGAAACGUUGCGUAAUGAGCAACUACAGAAGGAAGUUGCACUUCUCAGACAGGAAAGAGAGUUUCGUGAGAGAAUGGCUCAACGGGAUCCCUCUGCAGAAGUGAAAUUAGCUGUUCAAGUUGCCGCGCGUGCUCAAGCUGAGGCGGAGGCGCGCCUAGCAGCUCUCAAUCAACAGGGUCUGUCACGUCCAGUGGAAAGAAUGGGCUUAUUACAACCGCCCACAGAGUUGGAUGUCAUUCGCAAACGAUUGGAACUACUAAGUAUGGAAGAGGCCCGACUUCGCUAUUUGACACUAUCGACAGAGGGUUCCACGAGAGAGGGAAGCGGUAAUCGUGUACAUGAUUUAUACAAUCCCUCCAGCUACGACAGUCCUACAGUUCGAAGAACAGGCGAACGGGUAGGCAUUCCACCCCAAUUUACACCUGUCCUGAGAGUAUCUCAGAGUCGUCACCAAUAA
This is a messenger RNA of Trypanosoma theileri, 2163 nucleotides long. RefSeq lists its product as uncharacterized. Lineage: Eukaryota; Euglenozoa; Kinetoplastea; Trypanosomatida; Trypanosomatidae. The record is from RefSeq and is a predicted model, not a curated record. The transcript has a single exon. The annotation marks the transcript as partial.